Molecule: messenger RNA, 841 nt
Organism: Melanaphis sacchari
Lineage: Eukaryota; Metazoa; Arthropoda; Insecta; Hemiptera; Aphididae
Gene: ODA-Dnal1
Product: dynein light chain 1, axonemal
Exons: 5
Coding region: 25-582 (185 amino acids)
Cellular component (GO): cytoplasm
Molecular function (GO): protein kinase binding
Source: RefSeq, a predicted model, not a curated record
UGAAAGAUUAUUUUUUGAAUAAAAAUGGGAGAUUUAAAAGCUACUACAAUAAAGGAUGCUAUAAAAAAUUGGGAAGAUGAAAAUAAAGAAUCUGCAAGUGAAGCUACAAAUAUAUGUUUACAAUUUCAAUGGCCACCGAUUGAAAAAAUGGAUAAUAAUUUAUCAGUUUUAACUAAAUGCGAAAAAUUAUCAUUAAGUACAAAUAUGAUUGAAAAAAUAAAUGGUCUUGCUGCUUUAAGAAAUUUAAAAAUUUUAUCACUGGGAAGAAACUACAUUAAGGCUUUUACUGGGCUAGAACCAUUGGCUGAUACUUUAGAAGAAUUAUGGAUAUCUUAUAACUUUAUUGAAAAAAUGAAAGGUGUUCUAGGAAUGCGUAAACUUAAAGUUUUACACAUGUCUAAUAAUAAUGUCAAAGAAUGGGCGGAAGUAAAUAAGCUUGCAGAAAUGGAAAGUCUAAAAGACUUUUUAUUUGUCGGAAAUCCACUCUAUGAUUGUUUAGACGAAUCUAUAUGGCGUAGUGAUUGUAUUAGAAAGCUUCCUAAACUAGUUAUACUGGAUGGAGUACCAAUCAUAAGAGAUUAAAAAAUUAGAAACAAUGAAAAUGCCGCCCGAAAAUUUUAGAUUUCAAUCUUAACGUGUAAUGGGCAAUGGCGUGUAAGGCUGGUUGGACCAAUUGGACUAAAAGAGCCUGAGAGAAUAAGCCGCAUAUUAAUAUUGUAGACGCUAUUAAAACUGGGUUCAUGACAAUUGUCGUGCCGCCGCCCCGUUGUUAGUCGUUGUACGUAGUCAUAAUUAAUUACAAUUUACAUUCAUUGUUUAAUAAUUGUUAUACUAUCUGAUA